This is a messenger RNA of Durio zibethinus, 3737 nucleotides long. The record is from RefSeq and is a predicted model, not a curated record. Lineage: Eukaryota; Viridiplantae; Streptophyta; Magnoliopsida; Malvales; Malvaceae.
UUAACCUUACUGACAAAAAAAAAAAAGGAACUCUCAAUCCCUCACUCGCUGCUACUGUGCUACAGUCUCCGGUGAACUCCCUCUGUCUUUUCUCUCUGCUUCAAAUUUCUAAACACUAGAAUUCUUUCUCGAAACUUGUAGAAAUCUCUUUUUUUUUUUUUAAUUACGUUUAUACUGGGGCGAUCUCAAAUUAUUCUUUUUUUAUUUUGAUAAUGGAGUGGAAUCCCCAAACCCUUCAAUUCCUCUCACAAUGCUUCCUCCACACACUCUCUCCCCAGCCGGAACCUCGACGCGCCGCCGAGGCUUCCCUUUCCGAUGCCGCCGAUCGUCCGAACUACGGGCUCGUCGUGCUCCGUCUCGUGGCCGAGCCUUCCGUCGACGAGCAGAUCCGUCAAGCCGCUGCUGUUAACUUCAAGAACCACCUCAAAACACGUUGGGUUCCCUCUAACGAUCCCAACGCCAGCCCCACAUUUUCCCCAAUCCUCGACCCCGAAAAGGACCAGAUCAAAACCUUAAUCGUCUCUCUCAUGUUAUCUUCUUCUCCUCGCAUUCAAAGCCAGCUCAGCGAAGCCCUAGCUGUUAUCGGCAAGCACGAUUUCCCAAAAUCGUGGCCGACUUUGCUUCCUGAGCUCAUAUCCAAUCUUCAAAAGGCUGCCCAAUCCGCUGAUUAUACUUCCAUUAACGGUAUUCUCGGAACUGCUAAUUCAAUUUUUAAGAAAUUUAGGUAUCAGUAUAAAACAAACGAUCUUUUACUUGAUUUAAAGUAUUGUUUGGAUAAUUUUGCGGCUCCCUUAUUAGAGAUUUUUCUUAAAACUGCCUCAUUAAUUGACGCAACGGCUGCUUCUGCUGGUGUUGGUUCCCCUGUGACCCUACGGCCACUCUUUGAAUCUCAGAGGUUAUGUUGUAGGAUUUUCUAUUCGUUGAACUUUCAAGAACUGCCUGAAUUCUUUGAGGAUCAUAUGAGAGAUUGGAUGGGUGAAUUUAGGAAGUAUUUGACCACGAAUUACCCUUCAGUUGAGAGUAGUGCAGAUGGGCUAGCAUUGGUUGAUGAACUUAGGGCUGCGGUAUGUGAAAAUAUUAGUCUUUACAUGGAAAAGAAUGAGGAGGAGUUUCAAGGUUAUUUAAAUGAUUUUGCAUCAGCUGUUUGGAGUUUGCUUACAAAUGUGUCUCAGUCUUCAAGCCGUGACAAACUGGCUGUUACUGCAAUGAAGUUUUUGACCACAGUUAGCACGAGCGUGCAUCAUACUUUGUUUGCAAUUGACGGAGUAAUACCACAGAUUUGUCAGAGUAUUGUGGUUCCAAAUGUGCGGUUGAGGGAUGAGGAUGAGGAGCUUUUUGAGAUGAAUUAUGUUGAGUUUAUAAGGAGGGAUAUGGAGGGGAGUGAUCUUGAUACAAGGAGAAGGAUCGCUUGCGAACUGCUUAAAGGAAUUGCAGCUAAUUACAAAAAGCAAGUGACUGAUAUUGUUUCUAUUCAGAUACAAAAUUUGUUGAGCUCCUUCGCUACAAACCCUUCUGCCAAUUGGAAGGACAAGGACUGUGCCAUAUAUUUAGUUGUCUCACUUGCAACAAGGAAGGCUGGGGGUACUUCUGUUUCGACUGAUCUUGUGGAUGUUCAGACUUUCUUCACAUCAGUUAUCGUCCCUGAGUUGCAAAGCCAAGAUGUGAAUGGGUUCCCCAUGCUCAAGGCAGGUGCUAUUAAAUUCUUCACAAUGUUUCGUGGUCAGAUACAAAAACCUGUUGCAUUUCAGUUGUUCUCCGAUUUGGUUCGAUUUUUGGGUGCAGAAUCAAAUGUGGUUCACUCUUAUGCUGCAAGCUGUAUAGAAAAACUCUUGCUUGUCAAGGAUGAAGGGGGAAAAGCAAGAUACACUUCAACUGAUAUAACUCCUUGUGCGCCAGUGCUGAUGAAAAACCUUUUCAAUGCGUUGAAAUUUCCAGAGUCUGAGGAGAAUCAGUAUGUAAUGAAGUGUAUAAUGCGUGUUCUCGGGAUUGCUGACAUCUCCAAUGCGAUUGCUGGACCUUGCAUUGGUGGUUUAACCGCUAUUCUCAAUGAAGUUUGUAAAAAUCCAAAAAAUCCCAUUUUUAACCAUUAUCUUUUUGAGUCUGUGGCCAUUCUUAUCAGACGAGCAUGUGAGAGGGAUGCCUCCCUUAUAUCAGCUUUUGAAGCAAGCCUUUUUCCCAGUAUCCAAACCAUCUUGGCAAAUGAUGUGACGGAGUUCUUGCCUUAUGCAUUCCAGCUUUUGGCUCAGCUUGUUGAGCUGAACAGACCACCCAUCUCUCCAAGUUACAUGCAGAUUUUCGUGCUUCUCCUCUCCCCUGAUUCAUGGAGGAGAUCUUCAAAUGUUCCAGCCCUUGUGCGUAUGCUUCAGGCUUUCCUUCAGAAGGCACCCCAUGAACUCAAUCAAGAGGGGAGACUGAACCAGGUGCUUGGUAUAUUCAACAUGCUUGUCUCAUCUUCUAGCACUGAUGAACAGGGCUUCUAUGUGCUUAAUACUGUUAUUGAGAAUCUUGAAUAUGGUGUCAUAUCUCCCUACAUGAGUAAUAUUUGGAAUGUCCUUUUUAUGCGCCUCCAAAACAAUCGUACUAUAAAAUUUUGGAAGUCUCUUGUGAUUUUCAUGUCACUCUUUUUAGUCAAGCAUGGAACUAAAAAUCUAGUGGACACGAUGAAUGCAGUUCAGGCCAACAUAUUCUUGGUUAUCUUGGAGCAGUUUUGGAUUCCCAAUCUUAAGCUGAUCACUGGAGCAAUUGAGCUUAAGUUAACUGCAGUUGCUUCAACCCGGCUCAUCUGUGAAUCUCCAGAUCUUGUGGAUGCUGCAGCUGCUAGACACUGGGGCAGAACGCUGGAUAGCAUUGUUACCCUUCUUUCACGGCCUGAGCAGGACAGAGUUGAGGAAGAACCAGAAAUGCCAGAUAUUGCAGAAAAUGUGGGAUAUACUGCCACUUUUGUUAAACUUUACAAUGCUGGAAAGAAGGAGGAUGAUCCUCUGACUGAUGUAAAGGAUCCAAAGCAAUUCUUAGUAGCUUCAUUGGCAAAACUUUCUGCACUUACCCCUGGGAGAUACCCCCAGGUCAUUAAUGAAAAUCUUGAGCCAGCAAAUCAAGCGGCAUUACUUCAGCUUUGCAGCACUUAUAAUUGCAAAAUAGUUUGAGGCCACGGAUUCUUCUCUAUUCGGUGGUUGCAGUGUUGGGACAUUACCUUGAGCAUGCAUUUGUGAGGAAUGGAUGCUUUUUGAUACCAAGAUGAAGGAUCAAAUGUGAUGGUGGGUGCUAGAUUUUGCAGUUGCUGUUGCUCACUGAAUUGUGCUUCCUUGUGUAGUGGUUAGUCCACUGCUUGUGGUUGAAUGAGCCCCCAUUUUCCUUUGGUUUUGUUAUCAUAAUUUAUGGAUUUUGUUUGGAAUGCAUCUGUCCACAAGUUGUAGAUCUUUGUGUUAUGUUGACAAGAGUUGUAGUAUAAAACUGUCUUUGUUUUUAUUUUUUUGAUAAAUUUGAAAAGGGUUAUGAGCAAAAAGCUGUAGGAAUCGGCUGGUAACUGACAUUGAAUUUUUGUCUGAAAUUCUCACUCGUGAGUGAUUUUGAUUAUAUUAUUAUUUCUUAGAAUGUUGCUGAAGUUCAGAUCUAAAAACCUUUUAAGUACUAGCUUCUUUCUUUCUUUUUUUUUUUUUUUUAAAUGAAAAAAAUAGUAAUUUUGAGAUGCUGGAGUAAGACGACAGCUACUAGUGCAAAGUCUUUCUCUCGUGGUU